This is a messenger RNA of Harpegnathos saltator (Jerdon's jumping ant), 492 nucleotides long. RefSeq names its product juvenile hormone esterase. The record is from RefSeq and is a predicted model, not a curated record. Bases 1 to 492 code for a protein of 163 amino acids. Lineage: Eukaryota; Metazoa; Arthropoda; Insecta; Hymenoptera; Formicidae. The transcript is spliced from 2 exons.
AUGGGGGAGGGAGACUGGCACGAGGGCCUGGAGGUCAGUCCGGAGGAGCUCGCUGAGGCCAGGAAGAGGCUCGGGGUCAAGGGCAAGACCCCUGGCCCCAACGGGAUUCCUGGCCGCGCUUGGGCCCUCGCACUCGGCGAGGGAAACCUGUUCGCGGCCACCCGCAGGGUACUGAGCGGGUGCCUCAGGGAGGAGGAUCUACAGACAGUGGAUCUAUGGAACGGUGUACAGGACGCCACGAACUUCGGCGGCAUCUCGCUGCAAAUGAACCUACUUACACGUGAAAUAAUCGGCAUCGAGGACUGCUUCUACCUGAACGUAUAUACCACGGACGUCGAGCCGGGAAAGAAGUGCGCCGUGAUGAUGUGGAUGCAAAGCGGUGACUAUACUUCUUGUUCCGGCAAUAAUUUACUAUGCGGUCCCGAUCACAUCGUGCAAAAAGACGUCUUGCUGAUCACGCUGAAUUAUAGGCUGAACAUAUUCGGUAAGUGA